Molecule: messenger RNA, 663 nt
Organism: Penicillium atrosanguineum
Lineage: Eukaryota; Fungi; Ascomycota; Eurotiomycetes; Eurotiales; Aspergillaceae
Exons: 1
Coding region: 1-663 (220 amino acids)
Biological process (GO): mitotic DNA damage checkpoint signaling; protein phosphorylation
Cellular component (GO): nucleus
Molecular function (GO): protein serine/threonine kinase activity; ATP binding
Source: RefSeq, a predicted model, not a curated record
AUGGUAGUCCUGGACUCGAGACUGAUUCUGACAGAUGUGGCCCCUGAGAUCCUACAAGAGACUCGGCGGCGACGAUAUACGAAGGCCGUAGAUGUUUGGUCCUUGGGGGUCGUUCUCUACAUCUGCCUCUGUGGCUUCCCACCCUUCUCCGAUGAACUAUGCACUCCUCAGAACCCAUAUACGCUAGCCCAGCAGAUUAAGAUGGGUCGUUUUGAUUAUCCAUCACCUUACUGGGACUCCGUGGGCGACCCAGCCCUAGACCUGAUUGACCGGAUGCUCACGGUAGACGUGGAGAAGAGGAUCAGCGUGGAGGAAUGUCUUGAACAUCCGUGGAUGACCGAGAAAUACCCCAGCAUCAACGACAGCACCGAUGGGCUGACCGGCGCCCUGGGUAAUCUGGACUUUGCCCGGCGCAAGGUUGAACGCGAGCGGACUAUGCUCAGCAGCGUCAACGAUGUUCAUUUCAGCGAGCAUGCCGAGGGCAGUGAAGCCCCGGUCAAGGUCUUCCAUAAAAACGAAGCGGGCAAGCGGGUUCACAAUCGACCGGCCAAGGCGUCUCACCGUGAGCGAUCGCCUGGCAACAAGGACCCAAAGGAGUUCAUUAACCUUGGUGAGGGUGGCGAUGCUGCCUUGUACGACGAGCCUACGAGUCGGUACAAAUAA